AUGAAGGACUGGCAUGGGGUAUUUGCCGAAAAUGUGCUUGUCCCUCCCCACCCCCGGAGGAUGCGCCAGCUGCCGAAGGAAUCGACCCCAUUCCAGUGUGUCCUUAAGUGGCUCGAAGGACCGCUCAUCAAGCAGGGGUUCCUCUAGUCUCUAUCAGAAGUCGAAUGCCAUCUGCGGGUGUCUUUCUUCGACAUCACCUACCGGCACUUCUUUGGGAGGACCUGGAAAACCACAGUGAGACCGACCAAGCAGCUCUCGAAGCACCCACCCAGGAUCACCUUCAAUGAGCCCUUGUAUUUCCACACUUCCUUAAACCACCCUAACAUCGUGGCGGUGGUAGAAGUUGUCACUGAAGGGCAGAAACGGGAUGGCACCUCCCAGUCGUUGUCUUGUGGGUUUGGAAUUCUUCGGAUCUUCAGCAACAAGCCCGAAUCUCCUACCUCAGCUUCCCAGGACAAAAGGUUGAGGUUGUAUCAUGGCACCCCCAGAGCCCUCCUGCACCCACAGCUCCAGGACCCCAUAGAACAGAACAAGCACCUGACCCUCCUGGAGAACUGCAGCCUGCAGUACACCCUGAGGCCCCACCCGGCCCUGGAGCCCGCGCUCCACCUCCUCCCCGAGAACCUCCUGGUGUCCGGCUCGCAGCCCAUCCCGGGCCUCCUGCCAGCACAUGGGGAAGCAGGUGAUGCCCUCCGAAAGCCUCGCCUUCAGAAGUCUGCCACCUGCUACUUGGACAAUUUGUUCUUCAACCUGUACCCCUCCCUGGAGAAAUUUGAAGAGGAGCUUCUGGAACAUCUCACCAGCGAUCAUUUCCGGGAGGGGAGCAGUCCCAGCGGGGGCAGUGCCCUGGAGAUCCGGGAGCGGCGACUGUGCGUGGGCGUGCACAACGGAUUGGCCUUUGUGCAGCGGCCCCAGGUAGUCGUUCUGGUGCCUGAGAUGGAUGUGGCCCUGACCCGCUCUACCAGCUUCAGCAGAAAAGUCACCUCUUCCUCCAAGAACAGCUCUGGAAGUCAAGCUCUGGUUUUAAGAAGCCGCCUGGGACUCCCCGAGAUGGUCAUUCACCCCUCAUUUGCAAUCGUCUUCCAGCUGGAGUAUGUGUUCAGUGCCCCCACUGGACUGGACAGCAACGUGCCAUCUGCCACCUCGCUGUCCAAUUUGACAUUCAUGCACAUGAUUCGCUGGGCUGUCUGGAGCCCUGGGCCAAACCCUGACUCUGGGCAGGUGACCUUGCCUCUGCAGGGUGGGACCCAGCUAGGCCCCUCACACUGUCUGGUCUACAAGGUGCCUUCAACCAGCAUGAGCUCCGAGGAGGUGAAGAAGGUGGAGUCCGGAACGGUGCGGUUCCAGUACUCGCUCGGCCUGGAAGAACAUUUGGAGACGUCUUCAGAGCAGACCACCAGUAUCAGAGCAGAAGUGCAGCAGCCCUCCAAGAAACCACCCACAUCCCCUUCAAGCCCGCCCGUGCGGUCAGUCUCGAGGCUCGCUGCCACCCAGGACUCACCCGUGGGACCAGGCCUGUCCGUGUCCCAGCUGGCAGCAUCGCCGAAGCCUGCAGCCCGGCGCCAGCCCGCCAGGCUCUCUCCUCUGCUGACCGAGGACUUGCCACCUGCUCCAGCCCAGGCGCAGGAGGUCCCCUUUGAGGGCCGGAUCUCUCACCUGGAAGCAGACCUGACUCGAACUUCAGUGGUCCUGGACUCGUGCAUUGCUGAGCAGCUUCAGGAGCUGCCCUUCACGCCCUUGCAUGCCCCCAUUGUCGUUGGGGCCCAGACCAGGAGCUCCGGAAGUGCACUCUCUCGGGCCUCAAUGGCGCUCCUGCAGUCCUCCGGCUUUCCAGAGAUUCUUGAUGCCAACAGGCAACCAGCUGAGGCUGUGAAUCCCAGCGACCCUGUGAAAUUCAUCCCUCAGAAGGAAGAGUCCGACUGUCUGCAAAGCAAUGAAAUAGUGCUGCAGUUUCUUGCCUUCAGCAGAGUAUCCCAGGAUCACAGGGGAACGCCGUGGCCAAAGACUGUGUAUUUCACCUUCCAGUUCUACCGCUUCCCUCCUGCCACCACUCCCCGGCUGCAGCUGGUCAAGCUGGACGAGGCCGAGAGGACCAGCUCGGGUUCCUUGACUCACAUCCUCAUGCCCAUUGACAAAGAAGGCUCCUUUGAUGCUGGGUCUCCUGGCUUCCAGCUCAAGUACACGGUGGACUCUGGGUUCCUGAAGCCCGGAGAGCAGCGCUGGUUCCUCCAGUACCUGGCUCUUCAGACGCUGCAGAUCGACAUCUGGGAUGGGGACGCCCUGCUCCUUGUUGGCUCCACCGCCGUCCAGAUGAAGCAUCUCCUCCGUCAAGGACGGCCGGCUGUCCAGGUCUCACAUGAGCUCGAGGUGGUGGCAACAGAAUAUGAGCAGGACGUACUGGUGGUCAGUGGAGACGCGACGCAGUUUGGCAGUGUCAAGCCCAUCGGUGUCCAUACAGUGGUGAAAGGCCGGCUACACUUGACCCUGGCCAACAUUGGUCACAUGUGUGAGAAGGAUGCAAAAUAUCCCAGCUCGUUGCCACCAUCCAGAUCUCGAGUCAUCUCCAACGAUGGGUCUAGUGGCUUCCCAGGAGGCAGCCUCCUCACGAGAGGGGCCAUGAAACGGAAGCGUGUGGUCCAGGCACAGAAGCUGGCCGACAUUGACAGUGAGCUAGCCGCCAUGCUGCUUACCCACAUGCAGUCGGUAAGCCGGAACCCCAAGGGCACUGACCUUGAGGCCGAUGCUGUGCGCAGGCGCAAGCUGGAGAGGAUGCGGUCGGUGCGCCUGCGGGAGGCUGAAGGCGAGGCCAGCGGCCGCAGGAGCAGCGUGCUGGCUCAGCAGAGUAUCCGUGCCCAACACUUGAGGGACCUGCGGGUCAUUGAGGCCUACCGCGAGCGCACAAAGGCGGAGGGCAUCGCAGAGCUGCUGAGCCUGGCCAUCACCACCCACCACACGCUCUACGCCACGCUGGGCACCGCUGAGUUCUUCGAGUUCGCCCUUAAAAACCCCCAUAACACGCAGCACACGGUGACCGUGGAGAUUGACAAUCCAGAACUCAGCCUCAUCCUGGACAGCAGGGAGUGGCGGCACUUCAAAGACUCAGCUGGUCUGGUCACACCAGUUGAGGAGGACAUGUUCCACCUGCGAGGUGGUGGCCUGGCCCCCCAGCUGUACCUGCGCCCCAAGGAGACUGCUCAUAUCCCCUUCAAGUACCAGACUUUCUCUGUUGGUCAGAUGGCAGUGACACAGGUCAGUGCUGAACUGAGGCCCAAGCAGGAUGCCGACACCAAAGCUCCCUGGGAGGCCAGCGCAGCGCCCACUAGACGUGCCAAGGUCACCUUCCGGGUGGGCAGUGGCAAGCCCCUGGCCAUGCUCUGCCUGGACGUGGAGCCCCAGCCCCACGUGGUAGACCAGGUCUUCCGCUUCUACCACCCAGAGCUCACCUUCCUGAAGAAGUCCAUCCGCCUGCCCCCAUGGCACCGCCUUCCAGGGGCCCCUGUCGGAACACCCAGUGAAGAGCUCCCUAUCCACGUCCGGUGCAGUGACCCCAACGUCAUCUGUGAGACCCAGAAUGUGGGCCCCGGGGAGCCCCGAGACGUGUUCCUGAAGGUGGCCAGUGGGCCGAGCCCAGAGAUAAAGGACUUCUUUGUCACCAUCUAUGCGGACCGUUGGCUGACGGCGCCCAUCCAGAUCUGGCAUAUCCACCUUCACUCCCUGCAGCGUGUGGAUGUCUCCUGCAUCACAGGCCAGCUCACUCGCCUGUCCCUGGUCCUUCGGGGGACACAGACAGUUAGGAAAGUGAGAGCCUUCACGUCACAUCCUCAGGAGCUCAAGACGGACCCCAAAGGGGUCUUCACGCUCCCCCCUCACGGCGUGCAGGACCUCCAUGUGGGUGUGCGGCCCCGCCGAGCUGGCAGCAGGUUCAUUCACCUCAACCUCGUCGAUGUGGACUUCCACCAGCUGGUGGCUUCCUGGCUCAUCUGCCUCUCGUGCCGCCAGCCUCUCAUUUCCAAGGCCUUUGAGAUCACGUUGGCUUCGAGUGAAGGGAAGGGGGCCAAUAAGCGGAUCACCUACACCAACCCCUACCCAUCCCGGAGGGUGUACCACCUGCACAGCACCCAUCCUGACCUGCUGCAGUUCAAGGAGGACACCUUCGAGGUCGGAGGAGGAGAAACCUACACCAUCGGUCUACGGUUUGCCCCAAGUCAGAGGCCAGGGGAGGAGGAGAUUCUGAUCUACAUCAAUGACCAUGAAGACAAAAAUGAAGAGACAUUUUGUGUGAAGGUCAUCUACCAGUAA
This is a messenger RNA of Elephantulus edwardii (Cape elephant shrew), 4299 nucleotides long. RefSeq names its product nephronophthisis 4 (gene NPHP4). The transcript has 30 exons. Gene Ontology annotation, biological process: protein localization to ciliary transition zone; negative regulation of canonical Wnt signaling pathway. Gene Ontology annotation, cellular component: ciliary transition zone; ciliary base; cytoskeleton. NCBI's taxonomy places the organism in Eukaryota, Metazoa, Chordata, Mammalia, Macroscelidea, Macroscelididae. The record is from RefSeq and is a predicted model, not a curated record.